Molecule: messenger RNA, 4572 nt
Organism: Volvox carteri f. nagariensis
Lineage: Eukaryota; Viridiplantae; Chlorophyta; Chlorophyceae; Chlamydomonadales; Volvocaceae
Exons: 9
Cellular component (GO): mitochondrion; cytosol
Molecular function (GO): heat shock protein binding
Source: RefSeq, a predicted model, not a curated record
AUGGAGGAACAGGCCCGUGCAAGGGCGGAAAUUGCAGCAUGGACGGCACAGCAGCGGCAGACAGAUGCUGCGUUAGCCGCAAGCAAAGAGGUUGCCCAAGGCACACAUGUAUCGGCGCCCAACUGGCCCGCCGCCCUGCACAGCCUGAACUAUGGAGCUGUGCCGCCGGUUCGCGCGCCGGUGCGACUGACGACCAGCGAGGCGAAGCCCGAAGCCCCUCUUGCCAACCAGAAGCCCGCCAAGCCCAAGGCGGACGCCGCAGUGGGCACCAAAGCGCGCAGCGGCCGUGAAUACUACGAGCUGUGGGAGAAGAAGGUCGAGGCGGCGCUAGCCGAAGCGGACAAGGAAGGCACCGCGGCGGCCGCCGGCACCGCUGCCGCUGCCGCCAGCACCGCUGGUCUCAAGCGCAGCCCGGAGCUCACUCAGCGGCUGCUGGAACUGAACCGCGGCGCCUCGGCUGCGGAGCGCCUGAUCCUGUCCGGCCAGGAGAAGGCCAAAGGCAAUGACCAUUUCCGCGCGAAAGAGUACGCGGAGGCUGUGGAGCAUUACACGCUGGCGUUGGGUCUCCGGGGCUCCGCUGGCGAGGCGCCGCUGUUCAACAACCGCGCCGCCGCCUAUAUCAAGCUCAAAAUGUGGGACGCGGUGGAGCAGGACACGACCGCUGCGCUGGAGGCGGAUCCUAAGUUGCUGAAGGCCUACAUUCGACGCGCGGCGGCGAGGCUGGAGUUGGGCAAGCUGGCGGAGGCGGUGUCGGACUGCGACGCGGCGCUGGCGCUGCAGCCGGGUACCAAGGAGGUGGAGACGGUGCGGGAGCGGGCGGUGAAGCUGCUGCAGGACGCGGGCAUGAAGCGUAUGAAAAUUGAGGAGGUGGAGGAGGAAGAAGAGGAGGAGGAGGAGGAGGAGGCGGUAGAAGGGAGCGACAAGGCGCACGCGAAGAGCAACAGCGUCAAUGGCGCCGAUGCUUCCGCGGCGGCAUCGAGGGGAAAGCCUUCGGACCAGGAGUCCAGUGCCGCCAGCGGCGGCAGCAGUUCUUCCCAACAGGACACUCCGGCUGCGCCGCUUCCCCCUCGAAAGAAGCUGGUGGUGGUGGAGGAGACGGACAGCGAAGACAGCGAUGAUGAGGGCGCAGCGAGCAAGGCGACAGCUAUUCCUGUACAACCGUCCCCACAGCCAGCGGAGCGGCAGCAGGAGCAGCAGCAGCCGUCUGUGGUUGCUACUGCUGCCAAAGCCAUGCCCAGCGCUGCCGCGGUUGCACCCGCUUACACGUCCGGCAGGGCGGGGCCGGCAGCGGCCGCCGAGCGGGCACCAGCGACGGCGGCGCCGCCGUUUGAUGCCGCUGUGGAGUCAAUAAAGCUGGAGGGCAAUAAGGAGUUUAAGAGCGGCAAUUUCGUGCGGGCGGCGCAGCUCUACACGGAGGCGAUAGCGCUGGCGCCUGACCUUUCUGUACUCUACCUGAACCGGUCCAUGGCCCGUCUGUCCAACGGACUGAACACGGAGGCGCUUCGUGACGCCUGCCAGGCGGUGGCGCUGGAUCCAAAAGGCUACAAGGCCUUCCACAAGCGAGCCAGGGCGAAGGCGAAGCUGCGGCUGUGGGAGGCCUCCCGUGACGAUCUGCAGCGUUGCCUGGACCUGGUGGGCCCCAACGAGGACCGCAUCCGUGGUGAGGUGGCUAAGGAGCUGGAGACGGUUCAGGCGCAGGUGGCGGCGGUUAAGAAGCGGGCGGCGGCGCGGGCAGCGGCGGCAGCGGCGCGGGGGCCGCAGCGGGUGACCAACUACUACCGGGCGGGAGUGACGAUUGAAGAGCAUGACGAGGAGGAGGAGAACAGCGAGGAGGACAAGCCACUACUGGCCGCUGAUGAGGCCACCGACUGGGAGGUGGCGGCGGCUCGGCGGCUGUCGGAUCUGCGCAGCCAGGCGGAGGUGCUGCGCGCAGAGUGGCUGCGGCAGCGGGACAUGGAGGCGCGGGAGGCUUUCCAACGGGACCUACUGACAUGGGAGGCGGCGAAGGAACGGGCCGAGGCGGCGGCAGCUGCGGCAGCUGCUGAUGCCGCAGCCGCCGCUGCGGCGGAGGCCGAGGCCGCAGCCGCCGCUGCCGCGGCCGCUGCCCCUGUUGCUGCUGCUUCUGCUGCGCCGGCACCGCCGCCCCGUAGCGUGGAUGCGAUUAAGAACGAGGGCAAUGAGCACCUGAAGGCGCAGCGCUACCGAGCUGCGGAGGACUGCUACCAGGAGUGCCUCCGACUGGACCCGGACAAUGUGGCGGUGCGGCUGAACCUGCUGGUGCUGCUCAAUGCCACGGAGCGGUCGGCGGAGGCAGAGGAGGUCGCGAACGAAGUGCUGCGGCUCCUCUCCAGCGGCACGGGCUCCUUCAGUCUCGACCAGCAGCAGAACAUGCGCUCCAAGGUGUUUCACCGCCGCGCCCAGGCGCUCAAGGCGCAGGGCCGCUUGCAGGAGGCGCUGGAGGACCUACGGGCUGCUAAGGCGCUGUUUGGUCAGAGCGAUGCACUGGACAGGGAGAUGGAGGCGAUUGGGAAGCUCAUGGCGACGCAGCAGGGCGACGCCCCGGCGGCGGCGGCGCCUCCUGCGGCGACACCCUCAGCAGCGCCUGCCGCUGGAGAGCAAGCGCCGGCGGCUGCUCCGGAGGUGGAAAAUCCGGUGGCGCCAGCUACGGCGCAACCUGUUGAGGCGGUGGCGGUGGCGACAGGACCGCCAACGGCGACAGAGGCGGCGGCGGCGCCGCAGCCACUGCCAGCGGCGGGAGGAUCAACCGCCGCCGCAGGUCGCACCAUGGGGACCGGGGCUGCGCCUGCCCGGCGGCGAAUGGAGGUUCAAAUGGAAAGUGAUGACAGCGACGACAAUGAUGAGUUCGCGGCGCCGACGCUGCCGAUGCCACCGUCGCCGCCACGUGCAAUUGAAACGCCAAAUGCAGGUUCCCGAUCCUCAACGCCGCAACAAUCGCCAAAGUCCAAGCCUUCAGCGCCAUUCGUCUUCCCAUCUACCGCCGACGCCGAUAUGCAAACUGCUGUCAAGACGCCGGCGGAGGGCCUCACUCCGGCCGCUAAAUCUGUUCCCAGCCCCGCUGCUACACCUGCUUCGACCUCUGCCAAUAGCGCGUCUACUUCCGGAGCCCCCGUCGCCGCUGCAUCUGCAGAUGUCCCCAUGGCCGCUGCUGCCGCCGCCGCCGCCGCCGCCGCCGGCAGCACCUCGGCCGCAACCCGCCGGGGUAAGAACAGCGGCUCCCGGGCCGCCGAGGUGUCCGGUGACCCGGGGGACCCGGUGGAAGCUGCCCGCCUUCGCGACGAGGGCAACCGACUGUACGGCGUCGGCAACUACGUGCGCGCCAUGGACUUCUACUCCCAAAGCAUCCGCGCCUGUGCGCACAACCCAGCGGCGUACUGCAACCGCGCUUUUGUGUACCUGCACCUGCGCCGUCCCGCGGAUGCCUUGCUGGAUGCGGAGGCUGCCAUUGAGCAAUCUGGAGGGCGCUACCCGAAGGCACAACUUCGCCGCGCUCUGGCGCUGCGGGAGCUCGGCUUUAUUUCGGACGCGAUGACGGCCAUUCAGCAGCUCCUGGCGGUGACACCGGGCGAUCCGGCGCUGCUCGAGGAGAUGCAGCGGCUGCAGAAGAUGGCGGAAGAGGAGAAGGGUAAAGCCCGCGGCGGUGGCGGCGGCGGGGCGGCAGCGACGGCGGCAGCGGGAAGUCAGGGGCAGGGAAAGCCGGGGGCAGCGAACGGGGGAACCGUCGUGGCGCCGGCACCAGGAGUGCAGCCGCCGCCUAUACGGCACAAAAUCAUUGUGGAGGAUGUUUCAGACAGCGAGGAUGAGGAGCUGAAUGCUGUGGACGGCGAUGCGAGGGUACCCGUGGAGCAGCCGCCGGCAGCUGCGGCAGCGACAGCGGGGCCGCUGUCGUCCAGCGUGGCCGCGGAGAGCAGGGGCCCGUCGUCUGAGCCUCAUGCGGCAGCUGCACCCCAGCCCGUGGUCACCGCAAGGGGGGUGACACCACCGGAGCCGAGCCCAGCGAGCCCGGCCGCCGCGGGCACCGGGACAGCUAGCACCAGCUCUGGCGGAGUUGCUGCGGGUGCCGGUAACGGGUCCAAUGGUGCUGCCGCUGUACCUCCACCACCGUCGACGGCUACCGCCAGCAGCCGAAGUCAGUUCGAGGCCGCUUCUGCCAAGGCUGCCGCAGCGCUUGCCGUCGCCGCCAAGGCGCCUAAGAAGCCCAAGCCACCCAAGAACGCGCAUGAGCUAGAACAAGCCCUCAAGAGCCUCGCUGGGCACCCUGCCGUACAGUACGACUACAUCCGUUCUCUGGAUCCGUCGUCGUAUGCGGGAAUUAUUAAGGCCAACCUGUCGGUCAAGAUGGUGCAGGCGUUUGUGGAUACGGUGCGAACAGCGCUGGGGAUGUCCGCGGCUGCCGGUGGCGGUGACGGCGUGGCGACGGCGGCGCCCGCUGCUCCCCGGCCGGAGGAUUUGGACUUUGCGCUGCGCUGCCUGGAGGGUCUUACCAUGGUACCCCGGUUCGAUGUGACGUACGGUCUGUGCGGCAGGGCCAUGAAGGACGACAUGCGGGUGCUG